Messenger RNA from Drepanopeziza brunnea f. sp. 'multigermtubi' MB_m1, 8916 nucleotides. NCBI's taxonomy places the organism in Eukaryota, Fungi, Ascomycota, Leotiomycetes, Helotiales, Drepanopezizaceae. The record is from RefSeq and is a predicted model, not a curated record.
AUGUCGCAUCCAUUCCCAAAUACUUUCGACAACGCUUCUCCAAUGACUUCGCAGUCCGCCGUCUCCUACCAGGCGAAUGUCAGCCGGCAGAAGACGAAGAAAUGGGCCGAAGCGAAACCUGUGGACUACGGUGGCGAUGACUGGGGCGACGAAGACGAUUACGAUUUACCUCCUGUGCCAGCACCCAAAGCGACCGGGAUGCGACAGCGAGGUCAAAGUCUCGUAGGAUCCUCAAAGGUAGACUCGGCGGCCGAGAGCAGGAAGAAUGGUGACCUCCCCCCUCUAACUGGGGCGAGCAAUCCGCGAGCACGAGCGAACUCCUUCGAUGCAGACGACGAGACGCGGAACUUCUCAAGCGCUACGGCACAACCACCACCAGCUAUGAAUGCGCCUGCCACACGAUUCUCUCAGAUAACUGGUCAGCCGACAGUCCGAAAUGCGAGUGGCCCGCCAGCUCUGUCGAUAAGAACCCAACAACCGUCUCAAGGUCCGGGCGGUCUCCGUAACCCCAAUCAGGUCUUGUCACCUAUGAUGGAGUCUUCACCAGCACAAGCAGAUGUCCUGUUAUCAAGACCUGAAGGACCCGAAACUGGGGGAAGCUCUUUGACUUCUGAUACAAAGAGUCCUUCAACUGCGACCGAUCACCAUGCCCCCCUAGAUUAUUCUCCUUCGGAUGUGCCUCCACCGCUCAACACCCGUUCUUCUCCCGCGCCCCAAAGUGCAGCCGAUACCCAAACCCAGAAAUUCCCUCCUCGUAGGAGUAGUUUGAGCCAGCCCAACGCUCCUGCAUUGGGAGACAUACUACAACAAAACUCCGGGGAUGCUACACCAAAGCCAUGGGCUGGACCUCGAUCUGCCUCUCCGGGUACAAGCGCUCAACCACAAGGGUCUCCGACUACUGGCAAGCCACAUCCUUUUACCAGGCCAUCAGAGAUAUAUAAGAGAGCCGAGGAGGAACGACGGGCGUCUAUUGACUCGGCUCAUAGACCUAGUACGGGCUCUUCCGUGAAGUCUGAGGGUCCGACAAAGCCUGGCUCGGAGGGUGUGAGUGGUGCUGCUAAGAGUAGGAAUAGUUUCGAAAAUGACGAAUCUGGAGAUUCGGGUUCGCGUUUGAUGCCAAUGCUGGAGUCUGUCAAGGAGAGGAGGAGCGAGUAUGAUCUCGAGAGCUCCAAUCCGCUUAAAGAAGGAAAACCCAGCCAGGAAGAAACUACGGUCCAGACCCGAAACCCCGAUGUAGAAGACGGAAGGCUGCAAUCGACAAGCCCAAAGCUACCAGACCUCAACAGAUUGUCAGGAUUUGACAUGGAUUUAUUCGCUCCUCAAGAUAUGGAGGAUGUCAAACAGGAAUCAGAAAACACUCCAGCGGCCAAUACCCAUCUAUCCUCCCCUGUAGAGGAGUUACAAUUGCGAAGUCAGCCGUCACUUGGGUUUAACUCUGUUGUGCACCAAGCAUUUGAUCGAACCGAUGACCAGUCAUAUCCGAGUACCCCAGCUUCCAGAAGUGAUAGUGGAGUAAGGAGGACCGAUAGUGAAAGCACCGGGACGACCGGUAUCAGUCCUAUCAUGAGCAGAGUAUCUAGUCAUGCAGUUCCCGAAACUCGAAACCGCACUUCAGCCAUCUUGGAAGCUCCCGAACCAGCUUCUCCAGACACUCCUGUUGACAGCAGAGAUGGGCUCCCGUCUCAAUCUGUUCCAGGAUUUAAGCCAGGUCAUCGCCGAGACAUUAGCACACCAAGUCCUCGUAAUAGCCCAGCAAGGACCCCUGAUCUGGUACCUUCUUAUACUCUUGCCCAUGGUCAACGCGCUGCUGUGGACGACAUUCCUCACGAUCGCGUUUCUCCCAUUGACGAUGAGCCUUUCCAGGCACCGCGCCCUAUAAAUGAGCGCGAAAAUAGCUUCCGUCCAUCAAUUCCAGGAGGCUGGACUUCUUACGCUACAACAGCACAGAACGAGACCCAUACUCCCUCCGCUGUUCGGGCGCCUACUGUCCAGACUCCUGCUGUCGAGGCGCCUCUUGUGUACGAGCAACGAGACGAAGGUAAACGUGAUCUUACGCCUAUCACUAACGCGAGCCCGAACCCACCUGCCGAGGAGCCAAAGACGCUGUCUGGUGUUCCUGCGAUGUCACCUGGAGGGAGUAGGCAUUCUAAUCUAGACCCAAGACAGCGUGAAGAAGCCCCCACACAGUCUCAACCGCGUCCAGAUGUGACUGACAGACCUGUAUCAGCCAUGUCCAUGCUUUCCCCGCUUCCGCCCAAAAUUUCCACCAAUACAGAUUCCCACAGCGAUAGCCCAGGCCACAUCCCGCAAGCUCCUGCCACUGAAGAUACUACGCAAACAAUUACGAGGCCGGUGCCUACGGACAGCCAGAAUUAUGACGAGGAAAACGAGAAGCUUCGUAAAGAGAUUGUCAGAAGUCUCAGUCCUCGACCCUCAGAUGCCACUGCCCAAAAUGACAGUCACCUAUCCUCUACACCGGAUAACCGCGCAAGUAUUGCGAACCGAACUCGCGAAAGCUCAUACCUUCCUCAAGAAUAUGACAGCUAUUGGGAUUCGGAGCAAGACGAAGAUGACCCUACUAUUCCACCAGCAUCAACACAGAUCAAUGCUCCUACUGAUGAACCUGUCCCUGUUAUAGCUCCUUUGAGCUCUCGUCACCAGCAAGGAGGCUCUCUUGACCCCCCUCGAUCUACUCCUGACAGUUGUUUCUCUUGGGAGCAAAGCUUUAAGAACGUUACUGCAGGUGUGAACCGUGGUACAGCCUCUGUCCAACCCCCUCAACCUACUCCUGACAGUUGUUUCUCUUGGGAGCAAAGCCUUAAGAACGUUACUGCAGGUGUGAACCGUGAUACAGGCUCCCUCUGUACCGUGAAUGCUCCAACGAAGAGUGCCGAGAUCAGCGAAUUGCCAGGGUCUGAAGUUCCAGCGGAGGGUGAUAAGAAAUCAAUGCCUCAAACUCCGGAGCACAAUUUCUCACAAGAUUUUUCUGGUGAGCAUCAUCUUGUCAGAGAAGCUGCUACUGUGACCGGUGGUGCGGCUUUGGCAGGUGCAGCUCCAGUCACCUACGUGGACAAAACCGAAGACAAACCUCGUCGCAUGUCUAUACCAGAGGAGAAAGAUCCUCGAAUAUCUUCAGAUCCUGUCUCUCCUACACCUUCCGAGGACGAGCAUCCAUCUCGAUCCUCUCAACAAGACAUCCAGAACUCCCCUGACAUUGCUCCCCACCCCCCCGGCUCUCCUAGCACUGUAUCUCGUUUGCAAAAAUCUGCAAGUUCAGCCCCUGCACCAACGGGCAGACUGAUUGCCUUUCGCGAAAUCAUUGCUAUGAAAACACCUCAAGAGCGGAUCAAAACGUUCAAUGAAACAAGAGAACGAUUUGCGUCCAUGGAUUCUGGUUUGGAUGAUUGGAUGUCACAACUGCAAUCAGAACUUCCUGCAGAACUUGGUAUUGUUUCGGGCUCAUGGGGAGCGGGAAGAAUGCCGAGCGGAUCAGCAAGGUCGAAGUUUAGUAGAGUAACUGGUGGUGCUCCAUUACCUCUUCAGCAACCGUAUUAUCAGCAGUAUCUGAAUGCCACUCCUCCACCAGCACCAUCGACACCAGUCAGCGGUGGUGGUCCCGGCGGAUCCAGCGGACCAAAGACAUCUCCCGGCCUUCCCGUUGGCUCGCCGCAAGGCUUCUCGUCUUCUGGUACCAAAAUCUCGACUCAGCAAGUCCAGGCAAAAGGGAAGGAAUUCUUCCACACCGCAGGAGUCUUCGGUGGCAAGGCAGGCAAGGUUGGGAAGGGAUUACUUGCAAAGGGCAAGAACAAGCUAGCUGCCCGUGGCGGCGACAAGACACCAUCCAGCCCGGAAAAUCUGGAAAGAAAAGAAAAAGAUAAAGGGAAAGAGAGAGAAAAGCCCAAGUCCCCCAAGGCCAACCGACGCCGCUCCUCCUGGGGCAUCCCGCUCGCUAUGGCGUCGUCCCGCCGUUCCAGGGAUGGAAGGAGUCAGAGCAGCAUUCCUGAUUCGCUGCAGUCACCAUCGCCAUCUCGUCAAACAAUACCGCCCAGUAUUGCUCCGCGGCUCCCGGUCGUGGAAACAGGGUCUUUCCUGGAAGUUUCAAGUGUGGGUGCUGGGCCUGAGCGGAAUUCCGGCGUCGCCGGAACUUUAAACUAUGGGGAUGGGAAUGGGGAUGGGGAUGGGAAUAGGCAAAUUCUGGACUUUUCGAGUGCGAGAGAGAUCACCGGGCUGUCGUCCACCUUGGCUCCUUUCAAUAGAGACGGAGGUGGGAACCAGACGGUCUUGGAGCAUUCUCAUGAGGAUGCACGUUGGAGGGGGAGUAGAGAAAGGGGAAAGCCUGAGCUUGCUACUUUGCCUGUGAAUGAGCGAGGUUUGCUGGUAAGUUCUGAGGGCGGAGGUGAUAGUGACAGUGAGAUUGAGGAAUUGCUGUUUUUUGAUGCGAUGGAGGGGAAAGGCGAUGGAGAUGAAGAUGAGGUUGAGGUUGGGGGUGCAGGGGCGGACUGGACUUUAGUGAAUCCUGAGCCUCUGAAAACUUCUGUAGCUGGUGCGGACUUGGGAAUUCUCAAUCGUCCGGGGGGGAACCUCGGUUACCUCAGUUAUGACCGCUCGCGUCCGUCGACUCCUGCGAAUCCUGUUUCCCACUUGGGGGGUAGAGAGGAGAUGCGACGCAGUAUCGAUGGGGGUUCGACGACGAGUAUUCUCAACCGCCCCCGAGGAAGUCUCACAGUCAGUCUGAGCGAUGGUGUUCCAGGGUUCUCUGUGCCUGGCAAAGUGAUGCCAUCACCACUCGCUAACUCGCCUGUUGCGAUUGUUUCUUCUCCGAUCACAGCCACACCGAUAUCAAAUUUGCCACCAAUUCCUACGGGCAAGAACGGUUUACCGCCGGCAACUAACCAAGAGAAGAGGAGUUCUACAUCCGCGUCCCUAUCUCCCAUCCGCCGAACCUCAGAUUUUGCCUUAAACCCCCGCUCUAGACAGCCAAAUCAGCGCAUUUCUGAGACUGGAGUCGGAGGUGAUGAGGAGCAAUUGUCCACGAGGGAGGAUGGGAAGCAGCAAGAGAUGAAUAUGGAGCAGAGGGAGGGUGCGGGUAUGGAUCAUCCGGCUGCUGGUCCUGGGACUGAAGCUGUAGCCAGCGGUUUGCGGCAGCGAGGAGAGGAGGGCGGUGAGGAUGCGCCUGAUGGGCCUGGGGAUGCGGCGCGUUGGGACCGGAGUGAGACGGCGACUGCGAUGCAAAACCAAACGCAAGGGCAAGAUCACGCUACGGGGGAGUGUCCGCUUUCUUUUGAGUUAGGCUCAAGUUUUCAAAAGCAACUUUCGUCGCCUGUAGAGGAAGGGUUCCGUCUGGAGUAUGGUACAGAUACAUGGGGUGUUCAGGAGGACUAUGCUCCUCCCAUUCCGCGAAUCAGGGCGGAAAGACAGAGUAGCCAGAGCUCAUUUCCACCGCCGGGUUUUGUGACUGACGAUUCCGCGCUUGCUGCGCCUGCCGGUGAUAGGCAAGAUCAAGGUCCUGCGGAUGUGACGGAUACCUGGGGUGUGAGAGAGGAGUUGGCUCCUCUUGUACUGAGUGUACCUGUGCCAUCGAUUUCGUUCCCGCCGCCUGGAUUUGAGGUCGAUGCACAAGCACACUCGUCUGCAGGUGUGGUGCAAGAAACAGGCUUUGUCGAUCCCAUCUCUCGCCAGCCACUCUCUUUCGUACAGACUCCUCCUCAGAAAGUCGUUGGGCAUCUUUCUCAGCCAGCUUCUGCUACUGCAAAUACUGUGCGUAACAGAUCACCACGUCAGCUCCCGCCGAUCAAUACAGGUGCAGCUGUUGGCCCUUUGCCCCUGCGACCUUUUUCGUUCCAGCAAACUCCCCCUAGAGGUCUUGAUACUGUACGGAGGAGACCCUCUUUUGCUGCGGACUUGACGAAAGAGCCGGAGGCUUUAGAUGGCGCUGAUGAAACUAAUCAUUGGGACAAGAGAGAUCCUGCGCCGUCAGAGAUGAGAGCGCCAUCACCUAAGAGGGUUGAAAGUCACCGGCAGCUGGCGAGUGAUCCCGAAAAGGAGGAAUUCGCGCAUUUUCAAGCCGGUGCUGAGAAACCACCAUCCAACCAAGCUCGUGUUUUGAAGCAAUCCCAGCCUACUCCGCAACGAGAACCGCCAAGUUCUGGAUUCACUCCGCCCCGGGCAGCAGAUAUUCUUCAACGUCCCGAGUUCAAAGAGUCGCAUGUAGAAUGGAGGCCCAACCGCCCUAAAGCCGCUGUGAGACCUCAGCUAUCAUACUCAUCAGAUAUGUACAGCAAGGAAAUGGACUUGCCGGCAAACCGCGCCAACUCGUGGGACACCGAGCCACGGUCACGCGGCUUCUCUGGAUCAAACAGCAUGAUUCAGGGUCAAGAUAGCAAUUUCUCCGAGAAUGGCGGCUAUACAUCUCCCCCACACGGAUUUCCCUUAGAUCUCCCCCCAUCUUCCGCAUCUCGAUACCCGGAGCUCUUCAGAACCGGGCAACAAACGGUCGUUGAGAAUCCAAGAACGGCCUCCCAAGAGCUCGAUCGUGAGCGCGACCUCCCAGAUCAUCUUUACCAAGCGCCCAUCGCACGGGCCCAGGCCUUCUUGCCGCGACAACAAACAAGCGAGUAUCAAUUACAUGGCAUCGGGCCCCCGCCAGACCUGUAUCCUGUCCGCCGCUCCUCGGGGUUGUUCCGCGGCAGACUAUCGCGGACUUCUUCCAGAAAUAGGAGGAACUUCACGUCUCGCUCACCAGAUCGCAUCUUAGACUCGAGAGCUGCAUCUAGCAUUCCGAACCCGGAAGACGCCGAGAUCAAGAAGAAGAGAUCGAGCAUUUUUAGCCAUUUAAGUAAGAAUUCGUUUGUUGGGAAUAGUGCGCACCAUGCUGGGUCGCGGCCUGACUUACUCGAAACGCCUCAAUCGUCCCCUGACAAGCGGAGAUUCUUUGGGAGCGAGAAGAAAGCAGAGAAGCCGAAAAAACUAGUGAGGCAGAGUACCACUGGGAUGAUGGACUGGCCCAAGAUGACGAAGGAGAAGAGUGCGAAGAAUCGUUUCUCGGUUUUGGGUGGGUUGUUUGGGAGACAGAGCGCCGGAAAGGGGAAUGUAAAUGCGGUACAAGAGCCGAUGCAGAAUCCGAUGUCUGAGCCGCAGAUUCAGGGUGCCUACACAUCACCGCCACCUCAGGAGCCAAAUUCACGAGCGGAGAGUCAGAGCAGGAGGAGUGGUGGGUGGGGGAAAGUCGGUGGGGGAACGAUGUUGGAGAGACCGAGGGAGGUUAUUAAAACGCCAAGGUCCUCGUCUAGGGGCUUGUUGGGUGGGAUUUGGGGGAAGAAGGAUGGGAAGAAGGAGAAGGGGAAUGAGGAUUCGAGGAUUCAGGGGAGUGGUCGGUCACAGGCUGGGCCCCAGGCUGUUCUCUCGACUUAUCCGCCUGAGCAAGAGAUUCGAGGACCGCCUUCUGCGCGGCAGCGCGAAAGCCUGUUCCAGGAUCCUGCACUCGAGGUUCAGGAUCGUGGACGCAGGGUUAGUAGGGAGCCGCAGUACGACAGUGUCCCGAUUCCUCGCGGAUAUUCGCUUGUGAGAGGGCAAGGGGCGAUGAGUGUACCGACUGAAUAUGAUCCGAGGGGUCUCAACCGCAUGCAGCAGCAGCAACACCAAAUCGAUACUCGAGGACCAACCGCUGGGUCGAGACCGCCGUAUGAAAACAACGUCUCGCCUAGCCACGAUCCACAGCAACAUUGGUACCUCUUCAAUUCGAACGUACAACAGUAUGGGAAUGGCUCGCCAUACAACGUGUCUCAGCAGCAGCCGCGAAUGGGUGCCCAUGAAACACAUAUGGGCUACAUCAACUCCAACCGCCGCCCCUCGCGCGAAGAUCUCCUCGCCCGCUCUCCCGCACGACACCCCGACGACCAACAACGCCCCUACCAAAUCUCCAUCCCCAACUCCGAACCGGACGAAGAGGAAUUGACUCUACAAUACACACCACCUCCCACCUCCCCUCAGCAGUCUCUCAAGCUGAAGUUGGACACCAUCCAACGACUCCAGCAGCCUUCACUUCGACAUCCGGACAGUCCAGCUGGGUACCCACUGCCGGAUGAUACGGUGUUCUCGCCCGUUAACCCUUCCGCGGAGAAUCUUCCCGCGCCGCCGAUGCCACAGUGGCCCAGCCAUCUCGAAUCGCAAUAUGCGCUUCGACAUGGACAGGGACAUGAGAGGCAGCCCAGCUUGCCGGUUAGCGCGGUAAAUGCGGAGCUUGAUCGCUCGAACACGCGGAGGACGGCUCUACCCGCCAGCUCAACCUCCAGAACCAGUACAGGCAUCGGACCGAGCGAUCGCGGCUUACAAGUCGUAGGAGAGAGCGUGCGGGGCAUGACGCCUACGCCGCCAAAUCCGCUCCACGGUCUAGGAAGUAGGGGAGGGGAUGGGGAGAUCAAAAGGACGGAGGUUGAAGUUCGGGGCCGGAGGGAGAGUGUCGUCGACGACGACUUGUAUGACGCUAGUCCGGUCCUUGCUGAUGCGGUCGCCGUGAUGCCUCUGCAUCACGCUAACGCUAAUGGCAACGGCAGCGGAAACGGUAAUGGCAGUGCUCAUCGCUAUCCCUAUCCUUAUCCUUAUCCCUCUACUUCUUUGUCUACUCCAGCCAGCGCUCAGGCUCAGGGCACGGUAAAUACACACGCUCAAGGACUCAAGACACCGCCUGACAGCGGACUCGGUCAUGGCUUUGGAGCUGCCAUUGCCGCCGCCGAGAAAAUGGAGCACCGGUCAGCGGCGGAUGUGGGAGGGAAGAGAGGAGAGGGGAAGCGGGGUCCGGCCGAGCUGGAGGAAUUCCACGAGCCGGCUAUGAGUGCUACUUCUUACCCGGGCCAGGAGUGGAAUCCUUAUGGGUUCGGGCUGGGAGUGGGGGCUGGGAUGGGGGAUGAGAGGUUUUGA